Pelobates fuscus (common spadefoot toad) is the source of this 809-nucleotide messenger RNA. RefSeq names its product CD164 molecule like 2 (gene CD164L2). The transcript is spliced from 5 exons. Gene Ontology annotation, cellular component: cytoplasmic vesicle. NCBI's taxonomy places the organism in Eukaryota, Metazoa, Chordata, Amphibia, Anura, Pelobatidae. The coding region runs from base 247 to 681 and encodes 144 amino acids. The record is from RefSeq and is a predicted model, not a curated record.
UCUAUUCCUCUGGACUGGAUAUUCUUUACCAGUCUCAGGUUUCUAUCAUCAGCUCGGUUUCAUUCUCCUGCCUGAUCAGUUACCAGAUCAAGAGACAAAUAUCGCCAAGAAGAGUCUCCUUUAGUCCUGUGCAGCAUCUUCUUGGCCGGCACUUUACACGUUCUCUUUCAUUAUUAGCAGUAAUUCUCUAUUCUAAUAUUCUGUACUAGAAUUCUUGAAAUUGCUUUUCACUACCUCUCGUCUGACAUGAAGCAACUCUAUGUUCUGCUCAUUGCUACUAUGACGCUCAUUCCCUACAAGGCAGAAACUUGUAGACACCUGCGUUCCUGUGAAAGCUGCACAGAAGGAGUGAAUGCAUUAAAUACCACCUGUAUGUGGGUCUCCUGCAGCGAAUCAGAAAACAGCAGUUGUGUCUCCACUGAGGAAUUCAUGGCUGAAUCUUGCAUAGUAUUUAACACAAGCAGCAAAUGUGAAGAUUUUCUGUCACCAUUCAUAAUUACUCCACUCUCCAUACCAGAAGUCCCACCUUCCAACACAUUGUCCCCCCCAGUUUUCCACACAGGCAGUUUUAUUGGAGGAGGACUACUCGUGAUCAUUUUACAGGCUAUUGGAUACUUUGUCUUGAAACGUCUGAAUGGACCAGAGAGAGAUUACCACACUAUGGAGGAAACUGCUCAGUGACAGAGAAAUUGACAUUUUUCACAUCAAGACCCUUUGUAUUUCUACAUCCAAAUUAAGAAGAGGUCAAUUUGGACAAUGGAUUAGAAGCAGAAUAAUACACACACACAUAUGCAUAUGUGUAUAAACAA